AUGGAAUUCGACGAAGGGAUCGUCCGUAAACGGACCUGUCGGAGUUACCUGCAACGGGUACCACAAAGAAUGUCAGAGGUAGUGGAACACUUCUUCUAUGGAGUUGGGCUGAGAAUAGCCCAGAGACCACUGAAAUGGCUUAUCGGUAGCACUGUGGUAGUCUUAAUUUCUCUCACUGGUUUAUAUUCCUUCCAUCAAGAGAAGAAUCCUAUGAAGCUCUGGGUUCCACAGAAUUCAGAUUUUGUUCAUGACACAGAAUGGAUGAUCAAUCAGUUUGGACAGGGACUAAGACUGGAAAAUAUGAUAUUAACAGCAGAGAAUGUAUUAGAACCAAAGGCCCUCGCAACACUGAAUGAAAUAAUAAAGCAAGUUAUUUCUGUACAAACUCCUGACCAUAUUGCAUGGACAGAUGUGUGUUUCAAGGUGCCUGUUAUAUCAGGUAUUGUAAGGAGGGAAAAGCGUAGUAAUGGGCACGAUGAUUUUUUUGACAUAGAACCUGAUUCACAAAACAAUAACACAUUUGAACCUGCUGUUCAUGCAGAUCCUGAAUUAUAUUGUAAUAUAGUGAAUAAUUUGCCAAAAGCUUGCCUUUUAAGUAGUCUUGUGGACCUAUGGGAGUAUGACAGUAGUAUUAUUCUGAGUAAAUCUAGUGAAGAAAUUAUCAGGGACGUAAACGAAGCAACAGUCAGUCCUACCUUAGGGCAUCCCAUGAACUUCACAGAUUUAUUGGGUGGGGUAACAAGGAACAUACAGGGUAGAAUUACCUCAGCUAGAGCUGUAAAAACAGAAUGGGCAGUACACAUAAAUUUUUCAAAAGUGGACAUGGAUAACUUUGGCAAUCAAGUUGGAACAGCUGAUUGGGCCACAGAUGAUGUUUUUAAAUGGGAACUGUCUUAUUUAAAUGUAUUGCACAGAAAUGCAAAACUAUUAAAUAAUAAGAUAAAUGCAAAUCAUACCCUAGCCAUAUGGUAUGAAGCUGGUAGAAGUUUUGGGGAUGUUACAUUUGUGACAAUGUUUGGUAACAUUGACAUACUGUCCAUAGGAUUCAUUUUGAUGUUCAUCUAUGUUCUAGUCAUAUUUUCUGAUUACAAUUGGGUGGGAUGGCGUAUUUAUCUCACAAUAAUUGGACUUCUAUGCGUGGGCGGCGCAUUUAUAACUUCAAUCAGUGUGUGCUCUGCUCUUGGCAUUCCUUAUGGGCCUGUACAUACUUCUUUACCUUUUCUUUUAUUGGCUCUUGGAGUCGACGAUAACUUUCUGAUAAUGGCAUCUUGGAACGAAAUACAUGCGCACAAAUCAAACAGGAAUAAGCCUUUAGAAGAGAGAAUAGCUUUAAUGCUGGGACAAGCUGGCUCAGCUAUCAGUAUUACCUCUCUUACAGAUGUUGUUGCAUUUAUUAUUGGUGCAUCAACAAUAUUACCAUCCCUUCAGUCAUUUUGUAUAUACGCAGCAGUUGGGGUGCUACUGACAUUUUUACUUCAAAUCACGUUUUACAUUCCUUUCUUUACCCUAGAUGCUCAACGUAUUGAGAGCAAAAGGAACUCAAUGCUACCGUGGAUCGUUCACGAAAAUUUCACCCAAAAGUUCAUCAACCCACAAGACGCACUAUCGUCCAAAUUUAUCACGAAGUUGUACUCGAACGUGAUUUUAACAAUACCUGGAAAAAUAGUAAUAGUAUUAGUAACAUGUGUAGCUGCAUCGGCGGGCACCGUAGGUAUAUUGCAGUUACAACAGUGGUUCGACCCAACCUGGUUUGUACCGAACAGUUCAUAUUUAAGCAAGUAUUUUAACGUACGCAAUCUCGAAUACCCGGAUCGUGGUUACGAGUCAAUCAUUCUCAUGGGAGAGUUCAAUUACACUGCCGAGUUCCCUAAGUUAAUACAUUUAGCAGAAACUUUUACUAAUCUAUCGACAGUGCAGAGUUUAAACUCAUGGCCAAACGAUUUCACAAAAUUCGUCUUUAAAUAUUUUGAAAAAGAUUUAAGGACCACAACACUAAACGACACACAAUUUUACGAUUACCUAUCGAAGUUUUUAUUCAGCCGAGACGGCGGCAAGUAUCAACGUAACUUUCGAUUUAAGAGGGACUUAAAGUGCGGUCAAAACACGCCACUGAUCUUAGCAACCACCAUGGACUUCAUCUUCAAACGAUUCCACGGUCCUCAUCAGUGGAUCCCAGCUAUGGAUCAGAGCAGACUGGUAGCGCGCGAUAUCGGUGUUGAUGGAUUUGUUACAGUCUGGAGCGAAGUGUUCAGCCUGUGGACCACCGAUAAAUUGAUCUCUCAAGAAGUCCUGCGCAACGUGCUGUUAGCGUUAAUAUGCGUUAUGGGGAUGACAGGGUUGUUGAUCGCCGAACUGCAAACUUGUUUCUGGAUCUUUUUGUGUGUUCUUCUGACUUUAUUAAACGUCUGCGGAUUCAUGUACUUUUGGGGCCUGACAAUAGACAUUGCCUCUUGCAUUGGUCUAGAGUUGGGCAUUGGAUUGUCCGUCGAUUACGCGGCUCACGUUGCACACGCGUUCGUGCACGCUGCAUCGGAAAUUGGAAGCGAGGAUCGCACAAAAAGAGCCCACGUUGCAGUCCGAUACAUAGGCGCGGCGGUUGCGUACGGUGCUGGUUCAACGUUAUUGGCGCUGUCCAUGAUGGCGUUCUCCGAGAGUUACGUGUUCCACGCGUUCCUUAGGAUCUUCAUUCUGGUGAUAGUGUUCGGCCUGUGGCACGGUUUAUGCCUGUUGCCUGUUAUACUGAGCACAAUCGGCCCACGGAGUCUACGACCGCACGAAACUCCGCGGUCGUCGCCGGAGAAACACGAGGAGGCGUUGGACACGGUGACCAGCCCGUUGAACAAAGAAACGGAAAGUUAGAAGAACGCCACGACC
This is a messenger RNA of Dufourea novaeangliae, 2874 nucleotides long. RefSeq names its product patched domain-containing protein 3-like. NCBI's taxonomy places the organism in Eukaryota, Metazoa, Arthropoda, Insecta, Hymenoptera, Halictidae. Bases 1 to 2859 code for a protein of 952 amino acids. Gene Ontology annotation, cellular component: membrane. The transcript is spliced from 9 exons. The record is from RefSeq and is a predicted model, not a curated record.